GCCGUACGCGCCACGAUCCGUCCCUGGAGAUCAAUUUAUGGAGCCGACGAAGGGAGAUACCGAAGUGAAGACUGAUGUUCCGGUCAAGGAUCCAUCGUUGAGCGUCGUCGAGGAUGCGAGCACCGAGAUAUCUUUGUCCGAUGAGGUUUUAUCGAAGGGGAGCGAUACAACGCCGGUGAAAGCUCCGAGUCGAACAUCGUCUGGAUCGAAGAAAUCUGUACACUGGAGCCCUGAAUUGGUGUCUGGGUCUCAGGAACCGGAUCAGAAAGCUGCAUCAUCGUCUUCUUCGGCUGGAUCUAAUCCGUAUAUUGCUCGUUCUCCGGCUGAGACGUCGUCAGAUGCGUCGUUGAAAGAUACGAUGGAGUCUGUGAAAGGAGUGCUUGGUAGAUGGGGAAAGAAGGUUGCAGAAGCAGCAAAGAAGACGGAGAGUCUUGCCGGGAACACAUGGCAACACCUGAGAACUGCUCCGAGUUUUGCGGAUGCUGCUAUGGGAAGAAUUGCACAGAGUACAAAGGUCUUUGCAGAAGGAGGAUAUGAGAAGAUAUUCCGACAAACCUUUGAGACAGUUCCUGAAGAACAAUUGCUAAAUUCUUUUGCAUGUUACUUGUCAACAUCAGCUGGCCCAGUUAUGGGAGUUCUAUAUAUCAACUGCCAAACUUGCUUACUGUAGUGACAAUCCUCUCUCCUAUAAAAAUGGUGAUCAAACCGAAUGGAGCUAUUACAAGGUAGUAAUCCCAUUACAUCAACUUAAAGCAGUGAACCCAUCAACAAGCAUAGUCAAUCCUGCAGAGAAGUACAUACAGGUGAUUUCGGUAGACAAUCAUGAGUUCUGGUUCAUGGGUUUCUUAAACUACGAAGGCGCCGUCACAUCUCUGCAAGAUUCUUUGCAAGCUGGUGCUUUACGGUCGGUGUGAUACAUACUGGAUGAAUGAUGACCAUAAAAGCCUGCUGGUCUGCAACUUUUAUUGCUUAGUCAUAUCAGAAGACUCAGAUUUACAUUAUUCUGCGUGAAAUAUAAUCUCCAAAUCUUA
Molecule: messenger RNA, 1031 nt
Organism: Arabidopsis arenosa
Lineage: Eukaryota; Viridiplantae; Streptophyta; Magnoliopsida; Brassicales; Brassicaceae
Source: the annotation of a GenBank genome assembly